Aspergillus mulundensis is the source of this 402-nucleotide messenger RNA. RefSeq lists its product as uncharacterized. Lineage: Eukaryota; Fungi; Ascomycota; Eurotiomycetes; Eurotiales; Aspergillaceae. The record is from RefSeq and is a predicted model, not a curated record. The transcript has 3 exons. The coding region runs from base 1 to 402 and encodes 133 amino acids.
AUGUAUUUCUCAAACUUGCUCCGCGUGUUCACUCUGCACCUCGCUCUGGCCUAUUCAAGUGCAUCCAACUGCCCCGCCCCAGACGGCGGCGGAGGCUGCGGCGCCUACGACGCCUGCAUCGGAACCGAGACCUGCGUGACCAAAACCUUCACAACCCCCGUGUCCACAGUCGUGACCACCUGCGUACCAACCCCAACCUGCAUCGGCGUCUACGCACAGGACAAUGUGAGUCCGGCACCAGCAUCUGCUGUUCCGGAUACUGCGCGGCCACUCGCUGCCGCAGCACCGAUAGUGACUGGCCGAAUUGCUCUGAGGAUUUGGGACCCUGCAUUGCGGAUGAGAACUGCUGCUAUGGGAAUACGUGUGAUCAGGGGCUUUGUGUGCGUGGGUAGAUUCCUGUAG